Molecule: messenger RNA, 4358 nt
Organism: Aphanomyces invadans
Lineage: Eukaryota; Oomycota; Saprolegniomycetes; Saprolegniales; Verrucalvaceae
Exons: 9
Coding region: 547-3672 (1041 amino acids)
Molecular function (GO): protein binding; calcium ion binding
Source: RefSeq, a predicted model, not a curated record
UUCUCGGUCGUUACGUCGUCGGCGUGGCGUCCGCAUGGCCACGAACCAUGACAACGAACCGGCGGGUCCAUGCCGAGUUGCGGGAGAGCCGUUCCACGGGUUUGCCGCCGUCGUCGUCCGGACGGCCCACUUGCACGAUUCGAUGUUCAAACUGAGCGAACUCAUGAAGCUCCAUCGCGUGUUCCAACAGCGCGGCGCUCUCAACGAAAAGCAAUUCGUCGGCCACUUUCGGUCGAUUCUCGAGACCAACUCGUGGAGCUCGACCCAGAUCUCCCAGCUCUUUAUGAAAAUCGACGCCAACUCGGACGGGUCCGUCGACUGGGACGAGUUUACGAACUUUAUGUUUGUUCAUUCGCAGUCUGCACACGACGCUGCGGCCCAGCUCGCCAGCGUCGCGUUUGUGCCAACCGACGACGUGCGUCGUUUCGUAUGGCAUAGACUGCGGCCGCACAAGCACCGUCUCCAUGCCAACCGCGCGUCCGAGAUGUCCUGGUUGCAUUCCAGCCACUUGGCACCGGCCAUUUCGUCAGUUCGACGGUCGACGGAAUGAUCAAGACGUGGAGCGCGACGUGGGCAGAGCUGUCGUCCUUUCGGGCGCUCCAGGACCACAGAACCAACUGCGUCACGGCCAUGGCAUACCUCCAAUCGAGCGGCAAAGUCGCCCUCGCGUCGCUGCAUGGCGGCGUCCAGUUCUUUGACCUCGUGUCUGCGGACAAGUCGCCGCAGUCGCACGUGCCGACAGGCUCCCUCAACCACUCGACACCCCUCGCCCUCUGCACCAUGCUGGACGACGACACCGGCCUGGACGUGCUUUACGUCGGGGACGACGUUGGCGGCGUCACAAAGAUCUGCCUCGGCGCGACCUGGCACAUGUGCGAUGGCGACUGCCCCGAGCACGACACAGUGACCAUCCAAAGCACCGACAUCACACGAAAGGAGCGGCACACGGACCACGUGACGCGGCUAGCUUUCGUUGCAGACUUGAACAGCGUCGUGUCAUCGUCGCGUGAUGGGUCGGUCAAGGUGGUGGACGUGCAUCGCGGCGUGCUCAAACGGCACUUUGCCUUGCAUCGCGGUGCUGUGUACGACUUUGUGUGGUGUCCACGGCCCAAGUUCUUUGCGAGCUGCGGGGUGGAGCGGGAAAUCUUGCUGUGGAGUCCGUUCUCGGACAGCUUGCUCGGACGGUUGCGGGGCCACAGCUGCUCGAUCAAGUCGGUCGUGUGGAACGAAGAGGGCCAAAACUUGAUUAGCUUGGGCCUGGACGAUGGCACGAUUCGCGUAUGGGACGUGCGACAGCUCAAGUGCCUCCAAGUGAUGCGCGACCCCACGCACGGCAACCAGCACUGCAAGCUGAUUUACUUUGACGUGGCGUCCAAGCACCUGCUCACGUUCUCCAACACGAUCACGCCAUGGCCCAUGCACCACGCGGCCGUCCCGUCGGACACGCUCCAGCCGCACGAAGCCGCCGUCAUCAAGGCGAUGUUCAACCCGUCUUUCCAACAGCUUGUGACUAUGGACUCGGAUGGUCGCAUUGUACUCUGGAACGUCUUGGACGGGAGCGUGAUAUCGCACUUCUUCAUGGCCAAUACGUCCAUCACGGCCGCGGCCCUGGACGACACAGGCCGACGACUCAUCACAGGAAGUAAUGUCGGGACCCAAGUCACGUUGUGGAAUUUUAGCAACGGUAGCCGACUUGCCACCCUGUCCAAGCGCCGCCACACGCACGAAGACUCGGGAACUACCGACCGUCCGACGCGACCUUCUUGGAUGCAUCAUGCACCCAUGGGUGCACGAGCGGUUCCCACGUUGCACACACAGCCCGCCCGAGCGAGAAAACCCGCACCCAAGGCCAACGAAGUCACGGGCGUUGCGCUCAUCACCGUGUCCGUGGCGCAUUCGAGCGGACGUGGGUUUACCCAGGCGAAGUACAUCCUCAGCGUGGGGUGGGACCGCCGGGUUUACGUUUGGCACGAUAGCUCGGACCAAGACUACGUGAUGCGUAUGCCAGAGGAUCUCUCCGUCGGCCACACCGACGACAUCCUGACCAUGGCAUUUUGCGCACAAAAGUUCAUCGCGACGGGUGGAAUGGAUGGCUGCGGUGCGUUCCAUCUGUACGUCGACGAACGUCCGCCAUUCAUGUGUAGUCGCACGUUAGUCAUCCUGUGGGGGUUCAAUUCGGGGGAUGUGGUCGCCAAGUUCCCGCUAACCGCCAGCAUUGAAGCGCUGUUGUACCCGCGGAAACUCGGCCUUCUCGUGGUCGUGACAAGCUGUGCAUCUGUGCUGUGGAUUAAUCCCCGCUUCAGCUUGCUGCACGCCACCGUGGAUCUCGCCCCGAUUUUGCAUGCAGACGUCCGCCUGACCAAAGUUGACACGGACGGCAUCCUCCUGCUCGUGGCGCUGUCAUGUGGAGUCGUUGUGGUGUUUCAAACAAGCGACCCCGUACAGGAACCGUCGAUGAGUUUGCGGCAGCUCCAUCGAUGGAAAGCGUACGAGUCGGAGCACGAGAUCACCGCGAUGGAGUAUAUCGAGUCGUCGAGCAUUGCAGACACGUUCGUGGUCACGGCAAGUCAUCUCUCGAUCAAGUUGUGGACGUUAGCCGGCGCCCUGGUCGGUUCGUUUGGAAGCACGACGUGGCGGAUUCACGAUGCGGUGUCCGUCGCGACCAAGGCCCCGCCUCGCGGCGCCGUGUCCGGGAAUGCGUGCAUGGUCGUGGAAGCCGCGGUGGGCCACACCAAGGCCAUCGACACGUACAAGCGCGAGGUGAACGGCCUCACAACCCGCGGCCCGCCCGCCGUCGAUGACGUUUGGAUGCGCCACGAUAUCCACGGGACCCUCAUCGACGUGGUGACGCUGACGUCGAUCAGUCGCAACAAAGGAAUGCUGGAAGGACUUGAUAAUGCAGGCAGAUGGAUCGAAGUGGCCUUUCACGACCUCUACGAAAUCCAUGAAGACUACGUGACAUGGGCCCGGCACGACUUUUUCACGACGCUCGUCGGGCGCGUGUGGCAGGAGCACGCGUGGGCCGCCCCGUUCAAGGCGAGUCGACUGCACUUUGACGAGCAUGGGGAGUGGCACUUGGUCGACACGGCCGGGACUCCUCACGCACUUCCGUCCGAAGAGGCCUGUAAGGCCAUGAACCACCGCCCGUUUCGGUCCCUCGCCCUACAUCGCAUGAUACCGCAGCCCCAGCCGCCUUUUCCGCAAGCCGUUCCACGCACAGGCUACCAGACGCUCCUCGAGAGCACCCCUACGACGUCAGCUACCACAAACCACUUCAGCGACGAUCUGCACCGACAACGUCCGUCCAUGUUGUUUUCCCCAUCGAAAGGCAAAGACGGCCCGAUUCACACACAUGCAUCUCGCCCUCUCGUGCUACGAGAUGGCCGAACAAGCCCGACCAAGCUGUCGUUAGAGUGCCGGGCCGUUCGACUGCCCCAAGUCGGGGCGUCCUCGCCGACCAAAGCAUCGUCGACGUCUCCAGCGUCAUUGUGUCCGACCCACUUACGGUGUCCAUCGCCUCCUCGCGGUGCAGCACGCGAUGGCCCGCCCCAGUCCCCCAAAACUCGCAAAGACGACCGCAAGAUCCAUGCCCUGCAAAUUGCACGUGGCCCCCCCGAUGUCCCCGUUAGUAAAACGUGGGACUUUUACCUCCCCGAUGUUGACAAGACCUAGCACAUGCCUCUCCCCACCAGGCAGUGCACUGUGUGGCAUGGCGGGCGGCAGGAAGUUCACGGGCCGAGCACGGACGGCGAUGGCACUUGGUCAUGGGCGAUGUCCUGGCCUGUUCGUGAUGGUUCGCAUGCGGAAGCCCAACACUUGCAUGGAACAACGGUUCACCCAGCAGUUCUGACCAUGCCCAAGGACAGCUACCGGUAGCACAAGAGCAAUCAAUCAUGGCAGCACCUGCGUUGAAUGCUAACCAGUCGAGGAACUACUUUCGCAACGUCCUCCACCACCUUCGCUGUUGCUCGAUCCACAGCCGCACCCCCGCCGAUGCUGCACGCACAACUAGGUGAGCCGCUGGCGCCACAUCCGCCUUCAAGAAUGCCACACCCUCCAGUGGUGCUGCUUGCGCAGCCAAUGUUCGUGCUCGUGUUCUUGAAUCCACAGCUGUAUAGGUAGUUUUGCCUGGAAUAUUGCAAUCGCAAGCGGCCGUCCAUGACGGGCGUCCCGAUCGCAGCGACUGGCACGAUGCCCGGCAAGGGUUGCAUGGCCCGUUCAAUCGCGGCGGCGUCGGGCUCAACGGCGGGGGUCGGCAUCAAUCACAUCAAUGAAGCGGCCGUCGACCGAAGGGAUGCGCGAGUGCUGGCGCCACACGUCGAUUUGAAUACGUGAUGGCCCAGAUCAUAUUUCUUGCA